GCGUGCGUGGCGAGAAGGAAGUGACAGGGGGCCUUUGCUCCAGGCAUGGAAGGAGCUGGAGUGGAGGGGUGUCUGUCUAUAGAGACUUUCACGGAGGUGGCUGAAGCCGGCGUUUCCAGCCCCCAAUUCACUUCUCUUUGCACUUGGCUUGUUUCGGAGCUCCGAGCCCUUUGUCCCUUAGAGGAAGAUGUUAGUCCCGCCUGUGGUCCUGAGGAUGCGGAGACAUUCCAGAUAGAGAUGAGCGGGCUGCUAGGCGAGUUGCGUUGCCCGUACCCCUCAUUGACGACAGGGGACGUGACUUCUAGGCUUCGCACACCAGAGAAUUGCCUCCAGCUUCUAUAUUUCUUGAGCUCAGAGCUGCUUGCGGCCCGGCUCCAAGCCCGGAAGAGACCUCGUUCACCGGAACAAGAAAAUCGAUCUCGGGAGGCCGUGUGUGAGCUGCAGCACAUCUGCCAGGCCUUGGGAAUGCCAGAAGUAGAUCCAGACUGCCCUAUCCCUCAACUCAUGGCUGACAUAAAAUCCAAGAUCUCAGGGUUGCUUUCCACGAUGCCUCCAGAGCAGAUGGCGCCGCUUCUGAAAACCCCGCUGGCUUCUGAGGAAUGGAAAACUGUAGAGAAGAUCCACGGAGCGUUGCGGGCGGAGUACCAGUGCCGCAAAUGCAUGAUGAUCACUCGUUUUGACGUCACUUUAGAGUCGUUCCAUUGGUCCGAGAGAGCAAAGGAUCGCAGCAAAGCCAUGGCGAAGGCCUUUAAGCCCUUGCGGCAAUCUUUACAGGAGGAUUCUCAGGUCACCCUCGCGCAUCUGCUAGCGGCCAGAGAUGACCUCUCGCGCAUCAUCAAGACCAGCAGUGGCACGUCCCGGGACAAGACCAGUUGUGCUAUCAACAAGGUGCUGAUGACAGGUGGUGUCCCGGACCGAGGUGGGCGUCCAAAUGAGAUCGAGCCCCCUAUGCCCAUGUGGGAGAAGAGACGAGAGGGGGGAGGAGGUGGCGGCUACCAGCGCUGGGGCAAAAGGGGGAAGAAGAAGAAAUAAAAUGGGAAUUGCAGCCCUCUUCCAAAUGGUGCACUCUCAAGACUAUGCUUAUUUAUUUUGGGGCGGGGGCUCCAGGAAUGGGGCGGGCGCAAGGCAGUGUCCCCUGCAGUGUUCACGGGACGCGCAGUUGGCAGUUUUCGUGGCCAUGGUUGCAAAUUACCUUUCCUGCAGCUUGAAUGAGGGCUGAGGACGCAGUUUUAGCAUACCCUUAAGCCAGAAGUGAGUCCCCCUAUGACACGACCUGACAGCAGAUGCCUGCCACCUUGAGGUUGC
Molecule: messenger RNA, 1305 nt
Organism: Eublepharis macularius
Lineage: Eukaryota; Metazoa; Chordata; Lepidosauria; Squamata; Eublepharidae
Gene: TSLIG3C
Product: family with sequence similarity 98 member C
Exons: 8
Coding region: 46-1032 (328 amino acids)
Cellular component (GO): tRNA-splicing ligase complex
Source: RefSeq, a predicted model, not a curated record